Schistosoma mattheei is the source of this 841-nucleotide messenger RNA. The record is from the annotation of a GenBank genome assembly. NCBI's taxonomy places the organism in Eukaryota, Metazoa, Platyhelminthes, Trematoda, Strigeidida, Schistosomatidae.
CAAUCAUUUAAACCAUUUUGACUAUUAUGUUCAAUAGUAUUGAACAGGAUUUGAAAUUUGUACUACCAACGGAGGGUGCAUUACACAUUUCAGAAAUAUCGCUUGACUUGGGUUGUUGAGAUCAGUCUUUUCAGCUCCUCUCUUCGUACUUCGGCAUUUUAGAUCACUGUAUUAUUAUUCCAAAAAGACAGCUGACUACAGGUGAAUAUGUUGUUCGGUAGUUCUGCAGGGCUGUACAAAGUAAUCUCGUCUUUGUCAAAUAGCACUGGGAGAUACAUGUUUUCAAGUGCCGGUCCAGUAGAAUCGCGAUUAAACCUGGUUUUAUCUCAGAAGUUCAAUCCGAGCUUCUUGAGAAUAUAUAACGAAAGUCACCGUCAUAACCAGAAAAUAGGUGGGGAGACGCAUUUCAGAGUUAUAAUCGUGUCACAUCAUUUUAAUAAUCUUUCUCCUGUACAGAGAGAACGCUUAGUGUAUAAAUCAGUUGAACAUGAACUGCAGUCUGGUGUGCAUGCUUUAUCAGUUAUAGCUAGAGCAGUUGAUGAACCUUUGGAUAUACAUACGUCUCCACCCUGCCAGAAGUCUUUGUCAUAAUGUAUUUGCCAAGUGUCUAAUACGAAUGUCUAUCUGUGCUGAUUCUAUGAAAUAUUGUCCAAGCUUACGGGAGAACCAACUAGUCAAUGUACAUGUUAUCGCAUCAUUUUAAAUACAAACAAUUUCUGUAUUGUCAGCAAUGUUAUGUUAUCGUUUAUUACUGUUUUUGAUUUGUAUUGGGGAACAAGCAUAUAUAUGUUAACUUGUUUGACCCUUUCUUGUAAUGCGUGAGACUUAGAGUAGUUGUCUG